GUGGCUUUUGAACUCUUUCCCUGGAUCCUGCUCAAAGGGAUGGAGAGCGGUAAGAAUUAUCAGCUGCCUUUGCACUCCAAUUUCCCAGUGCUUCUCUUAACCUCUGCCUCCCAAGUCACCCCUGACCCUUUUCCUUCCUUGUGCUCCAAGAAUCCCCACUUGCUGGAAAGCCCCUGGUUUCUUCCUUUCUACCUUUGGGGAAAUGCCCAUCCUUGUCUUCACCUUGUUCCUUUCCUGAGACCAGCAGGACCCGGCAAACUCACCUCCAAACAGGAAGUCCUUGGCCAGUGCCCUCAUGUCUGCCUGAGGCUUAGGCAGGCUGUAGGCGUGGGGGGUAAAACUUCCUGAGCCAGUCCUCCCUGGCCCUUCCCAGAGCCUGAGGGCCUUCAUUAGCCCCAGACACUUAUCUCGGACACACAGCUGCUGUCAGCUUGUCUUGGCCGUUCUCUCAGCCUGCCCAGAGCCUGCAGCACCAUGGGGAACUGUCUUUACCCGGUGAAGCCCUCCACUUCAAUGGACAAGAACAUAAGUCAGUUUACUUUUGAAGACUUCUGGAAUUACAGCUAUGAAGAGAACGACUCUUACCAGUCCCUUGAAGACUUGGAGAUGCUGGAUUCAGCGGCCCCCUGCCAUUCCUGUAGCCUACUGGAUGACUCCUCACUGCCCUUCUUCAUCCUUGCCAGUGUCCUGGGUGUGCUGACGAGUGUUGCUAUGCUCUUUGCACUUCUCCGACCUCUUUCCCACUGGCAGCUCUGCCCUGGCCGGCCCCUUCUAGCUCAGUUGACAGUGGGCAGUGCUCUCUUCAGCAUUGUAGUGCCUAUUCUGGCACCAGGGCUAAAUAGUGCCCACAGCACCAUUCUGUGCCAUGUAGGCUCCUGGGUCUGGUACAGCUCAGCCUUUGCCCAGGCUUUGGUGAUAGGGAGCCAUGCCUGCCUGGGCCCCAAACUGGGAGUAAGCCAGAUCCCAGGCCUCACCUUGGGCCUCACUGUGGGAAUUUGGGGAGUAGCUGCCCUUUUAGGGUUGCCCAUCACCCUGGCCAGUGACAGUCUCUGUCCACUGGUUUCCCGGAGGGGCGUGGGGGUUUUGCAAUCCAUACAUAGUGUGAUCUGUUUUGCCAUCUUCACUGUAUUGCCACUGUGUUUGUUGGGGGUCAAGGGGCUGAAGAAAGCAUUGGGCAGAGGCCCAGGCCCCUGGGUCAACAUCCUGUGGAUCUGGUUCAUUUUCUGGUGGCCUCAUGGGGUGGUUCUGGGAUUUGAUUAUCUAGUGAGGUCAAGAGUCUUGCUGUUGACAACGUGUUUGGCCCAGAAGGUUCUAGACCUGAUGGUACACCUGGCAGAAGCCAUGGCCAUAGUACACUGCAUGGCUACGCCCCUGCUCCUGGCCUUGUACUGCCACCAGGCCACUCAAACUUCCUUGCCCUCCAUGUCUCUCCCUGCAAGAGGAUCUUCUCAUCUGGACCCCUUUGGAAGCAAAUGCUAGUUCUUUUCCUCCCUGUCGACCUGAAUUAAAGUGUAUAUUGCUUUUA
Dipodomys spectabilis (banner-tailed kangaroo rat) is the source of this 1525-nucleotide messenger RNA. It is a transcript of the gene Ackr1, whose product is annotated as atypical chemokine receptor 1 (Duffy blood group). Gene Ontology annotation, molecular function: C-C chemokine binding. Bases 475 to 1479 code for a protein of 334 amino acids. Gene Ontology annotation, biological process: inflammatory response; regulation of chemokine production; chemokine-mediated signaling pathway. Gene Ontology annotation, cellular component: membrane. The record is from RefSeq and is a predicted model, not a curated record. The transcript has 2 exons. NCBI's taxonomy places the organism in Eukaryota, Metazoa, Chordata, Mammalia, Rodentia, Heteromyidae.